This is a messenger RNA of Anguilla rostrata (American eel), 5566 nucleotides long. RefSeq names its product E3 ubiquitin-protein ligase NRDP1. Gene Ontology annotation, molecular function: zinc ion binding; ubiquitin protein ligase activity. Gene Ontology annotation, biological process: protein ubiquitination. The coding region runs from base 567 to 1523 and encodes 318 amino acids. The transcript has 7 exons. The record is from RefSeq and is a predicted model, not a curated record. Lineage: Eukaryota; Metazoa; Chordata; Actinopteri; Anguilliformes; Anguillidae.
GAGGAAGAGACUCUCAAUCUUUUAUCAUACACCCCCACAUCUGAGACCAUUUACUACUAUAGUGAUUGCGUACAUUGUGUUUGUUCUUGGUUUGGAUUAGUAGUUCCGGUCACAAGUUAAAUUCCCGGUGUUCAGAUGACCGGGUCGCCUGUUUUCACAAUAGGUUGAACUAGUCCGUAAUCUUUUAUUUACUGGAAACAAAAAUCUUUGCCCACACCUUCCUGGUUGCGUAGCAGCAGGGUGCGGGGGCUGGAUCAUGAAGUGUGACAGCAGCCCGAAGAGAGUCUAGACUAGCUUCUCCGUGGAAUCAUUAUAUGGAGGAAUCUAUCACAGAGACGGCAGUUCGUGCAUAAAACGUUGCCAUCAAACCAGAGGGCCUCUUGGUGAAUCGGAGACGUCAGCGGUUCUCUCCGUCGGGCCGGUUCCCUGAUCGACGCGGGGGGGCGUGCAGGCCACUGUCCCGAACCGGAGGGGCGGUCGAUGUGACCCGCAUGGGAGGCUGACGAAUUUGGCUCACAGGGAGAUGAGAGCCCCACGUGAAUGAGGUUUGGUUCCGGUUAUGUGCCAUGGGCUACGACGUCACCCGUUUCCAAGGGGAAGUGGACGAGGACCUGUUGUGUCCCAUCUGCAGCGGGGUCUUGGAAGAGCCUGUGCAGGCCCCGCACUGUGAGCAUGCCUUCUGCAACGCCUGCAUCACGCAGUGGUUCUCGCAGCAGCAGAUCUGCCCGGUGGACCGCACCGUGGUCACGCUGGCCCACCUGCGGCCCGUGCCCCGCAUCAUGCGCAACAUGCUGUCCAAGCUGCAGAUCACCUGCGACAACGCCGGCUUCGGCUGCAAGGCCGUGCUGCGCCUCGACCAGCUGCAGUCCCACCUCAAGGACUGCGAGCACAACCCCAAGAGACCCGUCAUGUGCGGGGAGGGCUGCGGGCUGGAGAUGCCCAAAGACGAGCUGGCCAAUCACAACUGCAUAAAACACCUGCGCAGCGUGGUGCAGCAGCAGCAGUCCAAGAUCGCAGAGCUGGAGAAGACCGCAGCUGAGCACAAGCACCAGCUGGCUGAGCAGAAGCGUGACAUCCAGCUCCUGAAGGCGUACAUGAGAGCCAUCCGCAGCGCCAACCCAAACCUGCAGAACCUGGAGGAGACCAUAGAAUACAAUGAGAUUCUAGAGUGGGUGAACUCCCUGCAGCCGGCGCGGGUGACGCGCUGGGGCGGGAUGAUCUCCACGCCGGACGCCGUGCUCCAGGCCGUGAUCAAGCGCUCGCUGAUCGACAGCGGCUGCCCGCUCUCCAUCGUCAACGACCUGAUCGAGAACGCGCACGAGCGCAACUGGCCGCAGGGCCUGGCCACGCUGGAGACGCGGCAGAUGAACCGCCGCUACUACGAGAACUACGUGGCCAAGCGCAUCCCCGGCAAGCAGGCGGUGGUGGUGAUGGCCUGCGAGAACCAGCACAUGGGCGAGGACAUGAUCCUGGAGCCCGGCCUGGUCAUGAUCUUCGCCCACGGCGUGGAGGAGAUCCUAUAAUCCCGAAGGAGAGAGGGAGGGGAGGAGGGAGAGAGGGAGGGAGAGAGGGAGGGGUAGAGAGAAAGCGAGAGCGCCCAGGGGUGGGGGACAGGUCAAAAGGUGAUUUUUCCUGAUUUCUUUUUUUCCCAGAUUAAUCACGAAAUUCUGAUUGUUGGGCCGAGCGCUCAGGUAUGUCGUUAGCAUGCGUAUCGAGAGCUUUUGCCCUAUUUGACAGCUGAUAGGAGCUGAAAAUGUUCAGCUACAAAGCCAAAUACUGGUGAUCUGAGAAAUCAGUCUUUCGCGAUAAAUUGGGAGAAAAAUCAGGAACGGUUGCUUCCUGGAGAGGCAUCUUUCAUUUCACCAUUGAGCUGUGGUCUUCGAUGGCACACGCCCAUCUGGCUGUGACGUCUCCAAGACGACCUGAUUAGCAGAUUGGGUAAAGGGGCAUCGGAGGGAAGAAAGGGAACAAAUUUUGGGAACAUGAGGAGGAACAGGAUGGGCAUCCUCAAAAGAUGUUAGAGCAGGUAAAAGAAGACCUCCCCCUGUCACUCAUUAAAAAAAAGAGAAAUCUGAAUGUGAACUGCCCUCUUUCUCCCCCCCUCCCGCUUCCUCCCAUGAACAUACCCCCCAGACGCUUCCUAUCUGCAAAUGCCCUUAAAAACCAGAAUGUAAAUGCAAAUAUAUAUAUAAUAUACAGAAUAUAUGCCUGUUAUCACAGAAUCAGUAUAUAAUCACAGGGUUGGCUGCGGUAAUGUUUGGCGUUGGUUGAUUCUGCCGCGGCUGAGCAGUGUGUGUUUUUGGCGUGGCGCCUCGUGCCGGGGACGCUGGUGAGCUGAGGGAACGCGGGGUGUGGCGGCCGAGCACAGCCUCACUGUAACCCAGACGAUCUGCGGCAGCCAUUUUCUGAAAUGUGAAAAGUGGGGGAAGGAGUGGGUGCCACGGAGUUGGCUGGUUAGCGGCAGAGAGGCCUGUAGGUAACCGGAGUGGCUGGAGAGGCGGCCGUGCUGUGCAGCCAGGGCCUCGGUUCUCACCCUUACAGCCUGUGUGUGACCUCAGUGCCGGAAUUCAAAUCAUGGGGCCUCCGCGGUUCCCCGUCUGCGUAGGCCCUGCACCGCCGUCCGCAACCGCAAGCCAAUGUAGGAACCUCUUCACUGAGAGCGAUCCUCACGCAGUUUACAGCCCCCCCGAGGCGACGUGCGGGAAAACCAAAGCCGCCGGGCCGAGAACGCCCGCCCUGGAGAACUGACCCUCUCCCCUCGCGGGAAUAAUCGCGGGAGGCCUCGUUCUUUCCAGAGCUGUCCCGGUGAUCAGCCGGGGGGGGGGGGGCCUUCCCCAAAUCUCUCUGAAUGUUCCGGGUUUCGUCUGAGCUGCUCUGGUGCCUGGAGCAGGGAUCAGGUCCCCGGCCUGCUGACUGGCCCGCCGGACCCAGCCACCACGUUGCCACGGCGAUUCCCAAGGUCAUCCUGGCACACAGCACGUGGAAAUGACUCAACUCCCCAAAUAAGGGCUGAUUUAAGAGAUAAGUGGAAAACCAGUAAAAGCAGAAAGGCUUGUAGAAGAUAAGGCGACACACAUAUGCUUGUAGUGUCAGGAGGAAUCCUGAUGGCAGUGUCCUUUCUUGUUUUAUUUUUAUUUUUUAAAAAGGAAUAAAUGUAUGUUUCCAGAAGCUGGAGGUGGACUCGUGGUUUGGAAAUCCAAAGAGCAGAAAUUUGCAAUGGGGAAAGAUGAGAAAGGACACAUAAUCCUCUCUGUGCAGUGACAUUUUAACGGAUUAUGGUGUUUUGACGUGAAGGACUAUUUUCAUUUACAUUUUGUGGACUUCUCUGCCAUGCCUUGUUUGUGUUUCAUUUUGUUUUCAGUGAACACUACAGUGCUUGACGACAUGUUAAUAAUUUGUACAUUGUAUGUUUUUUCGUGCACAGUUGAUUCGCCUUGGUAGAACAUACAUUCUUUUUUCCUGCUGUUUUCUCUUGAUAACUGUGUUGUAUAUAGUUACUGACAAGUGGGUCCAGCUGUGUUCUUUUUGGUCCAGUCCGUCUCGUAGGCAGAGCACGCUUUUGAGGGCAUUGUUAAACAUGCAUGUCUUUCCAAUGUUAUUUGCCGUGGGCAGUUUCAUAUCCGGCAUAGCACCUUAAAGUACACAAAAUCCCCGAUUAGUCCAAAGUUCUGUUCGCCAUGGUUAGUUUUCAUCGCUAUUUAAAGGGAGGUGCGCCACUUUUAAUGUAAGUGCCCCCCCCCCCCCCCCCAAAGGUGGUGCUUAAAUAGUUCAGUGCUACACUAUUUAAGAUGCUUUCAGAAUUGGAAUAUUAUUACUGACCACUUUAGCUGGCUCACCCGCAUUCCUAUUAAUACCUGGCUCAAUUGGCGCACAGCACACAAAAUGAGGACCGUGAUUUAAUGUGAGAAAUGGUGCCAAACUGUGCUGAAACUGUCAACUGUGCGCUGCCUUAUGAAUCUCUUUUAUGCAGCUGGCUGUAGGCCACAGGCCCCCCCUCUGAGGCUGCUUAGCGUGGACCUUCUGCCAAACAUGUGGUAGGGGUACAGAAUCAGGCGGCUGCUGACGGAUCAGAACACUACCAGCGUGCGAGCCGUUAGUUUUCACAGCUGCAGUGGUCCCGUAAACAGAAAGCUGAAUUAUCUGUUUGGCUCCCAAUAGGAGUUCAUAAAAAAUGCUGAGCCCUGGUGUAGCUGCUGUUUGGGCACAUAGAGCUUGUGGCUGGAUGGGUAGAGUGGAGUGGGAAACAAAAUGGCUGCAGGUCCCAGUCACUCCUGCUGGCUGUCGGGCAAAGAGCCCUUCAGCAACCAAGCAACCAAAACAAAAUGGCAACCAUCCCUCCCUCAUUGACAAGACUGACUGAGUAGCUCCCCCAAAUAAGACAAAACAUUUGUUUUACCAGUAGGUAGUAACAAAGGCACAGUGGGGAAACCGCUAUUUGAAUUUGAGCCCCUGAACCAUGCUGGUUCCUAUUUAUUUGCCCCCGCCCCGCCCCACCUUUGUACUGUACUGCACUGUGUGGCACUGAGUGAACUAUUAUGGUGGUGUAUGAUGGUGUUCAUCUGAACAAUGUAACAGUUCUAUAUUUGUCAUUACCCCCUUUAUGAGUAAAACCAAAAUCACUGAGAACAAUUAUCUUGCAUUAUUUUUUUUUUUGUAAAUAUGAAGGACAGUCUGUAUACACAUUGAAAGGGGCUUCUGACUGCACUCUUCCCUUUUUUCCAUUAUAAUCCUCAGAUUAUGACUGACAUGUUUUGUCUGGGUUCUUUUUUUCAUGAUGUCACCGCACACUUAUGUCUGCUCUUGACUAGAAACAGAUAUAUUUACCCAAUGUUAAAUCAUUUUGAGGAAGAUCAAUUACUCCCUUUACAAACAUAUUGGACUUCUUUCUGGUGUGAUUUUUAUUAUUAUUUUUUUUUUUUGCUUUUCUCUUCAGUUUAUUGAAUUCACUUUUAACUUGGUUAAUGAUUUACUGUCCUGAUUCAUUUUGCGUGCUGUAACGUUUAAUUACCAGGGCAGCAGAAGAACGUUGUUGCUCUUCUUCUAUAUGUUAACUGAGCUGUAGUUUUUUUUUAUUCUGACGUUUAUAUGUUCAAAGUGCCACCACUGAAAUGUCUGCCGGCUCCUUCGGCUUUAUACGGUUCCUUGGGAGAGUCACGUGGUUCAUUUCCGCACACGAUUGUUACGUGUGCGGCAUUUCUAAUGAAACCAAACGUCCUUAGUUAUCCAUUAUUGAAGUUCAAUUAAAGGUAGCCACUGACUGAAGCCUGUUGAGUUGGACGGAUCAUGUCCGUCACACUACUCUUAAUUUACAUGCUUGAAAUCUUAGAAUAAUUUGAAUAGGAAAUGGGCGAAUUAUGCACCCUCUCUCCUACCCAUUAUCGUUUUAUAUUUCCAGCCCGCACACCUGCGGCCACUUGUACGUUCUGAAAAUCAACUGAAUAAUAAAGCUCAAACGCUGCUUUUGAAGUCAAUUCUGCAACGGUAAUCUGCUGUGCAUUGCCAGUCUGCUUACUUAAUGACUUGGGAGGAGAAUUGAAACCGUUUACAUAAAGAUUUUUGUACUGUA